Molecule: messenger RNA, 1463 nt
Organism: Conger conger (European conger)
Lineage: Eukaryota; Metazoa; Chordata; Actinopteri; Anguilliformes; Congridae
Product: alpha-1,3-galactosyltransferase 2-like
Exons: 8
Coding region: 153-1157 (334 amino acids)
Biological process (GO): carbohydrate metabolic process
Cellular component (GO): membrane; vesicle; Golgi apparatus
Molecular function (GO): hexosyltransferase activity
Source: RefSeq, a predicted model, not a curated record
UUUUUUUUUUCGUUUUCAAAAUGUUCCCAUUUGUUUUCUCAUUCAAAGACGCAUCUAUUUCAGGAUCUCUGGGUCAGUCCAGAACGUUCCGGGCUCAAGGAGUCAGAGAUUGAAAACACGUGUCUACUACAACUUGUGGAUUUGUGCCUCAAAUGAACUUCAUCUCGAAGGUCGGUACAAUGAGACGGCUUCAUCGUUUGGGACUCGUAUUGUUUGGUCUUCUGUUACUGUUCAUCGUGUUUGUGAGGUUUUUUGAAAGCCAUCUGAGGAAAUGUCAGUUUCCCCCUGCUGCAAAGCCAGAACCUGGAGACCACGUAGACAACUCCCUGGAUCUCUGCUCCCGAACCGAUGUGACGACAUCGACGGACUGGGGAGCUCCCAUUUUGUGGGACGGGAUGUUUGAUCCUGACACCUACGACAAGUAUCACCAAAAAAUGGGCACCUCUGUGGCACUGACUGUGUUCGCCGUCGGGAGAUAUCUGGAAGUGUACCUGAUGGAUCUGCUGUCCUCAGCGGAACUCCACUUUAUGGAGGGUUUACCGGUGACGUACUACGUGUUCACCGACGCCCCAGAGAACGUGCCGGGGCUCCAGCUGAAGACUGGCCGGGCCCUGGAGAUCAUCAAGAUCAAGAGGCACGAGCGCUGGGAGGACAUCUCCAUGAUGCGCAUGAAGACCCUCGCAGACGCCGUCCAGACACGCAUCCGUCACGGCCACCGGUACGUCUUCUGCCUGGACGUGGACAUGGUCUUCGCCGGUCGCUUCGGCUCGGAGGCACUCGGGGAGUCGGUUGCCCUGCAGCACUCCUCCUUCUACAACACCCCCAAGGUAAGGUACACCUACGACCGCAACCCCAACUCCACGGCCUGCAUGGAGACUGGGGACCUGUACUACCACGCGGCCGUGUUCGGGGGCACGUGGGAGUCCGUGGUGAACCUGACCGAGAGCUGUCACCGGGGCAUAAUGACGGACAAGAGGAAGGGGGUGCAGGCUCUGUGGCAUGACGAGAGCCACCUCAACAAGUACUUCUGGCUCAACAAGCCCAGCAGAGUGCUCUCGCCAGAGUAUGGCUGGAACCCCCUCAACGGGCCCAGCCGAGAGAUACACGUCAAGAGGCUGCUCUGGGCUGAGAAACACUACAGCAGACUCAGGACCUAGAGCACUGGUAGGUGGAAUGGACAAAGUGAUUAUCUCUCGGCUCUGGAAAAUGGAGUAACCUGUUUCCUUUUCGGAGAUAGAGAAGUAUGGCUGGUAUAGGAGUGUCAACCUUUGACCUUUCGUUGCUCUGAAUAAGAGUCUACUAAAUUCCUGUAAUGUAAUGUAAAAAAAUAUAUUUAUGUUAUUUAUGUUAUCGGGUGAUUAUGGCAAUGGUUGCCAUUUAAAAUGUUCUUGUGUAAUAAACCAGACACACUGUGGAAUGUAAUGAUACUGAAUAAUGGGAAAAUAAAAUGAUUGUGAAUUAAA